AAAACCGCACAGACAUUUCUCCAAAAACUCCACUCGAUCUCUACCCAAUUUUUUUCCUCUGCAAAGUCACCAAACUUGCUUUCCUUUGACGUUACCCUUCCACUUUCUUGACUGAAAAUGGGAUUCUUUUCUUGGUCUUGAAUUUCUCUUUAUGGAGGAAAAUGAGAAUUUCUUGGGAGUUUUCCAAAUCAAAUUGGAGUCAUGAGCAUACUUUCGUCCCGAAUUACCUCAGAUCCUCUGUUUUCUUGCAUUAUCACUUUCUACGUCCUAAUUCUACUCUAUUUCCCUCCUGGGUUCUCCCUCAAGAUCCUCGUCUCUCCGGUGUUCAUCAUCACCGCAUCCAUCUUGCUUUCUCUCCUAUGGUUUCGUGCAAACCACAAAUUCCAAACAGAAAGCAAACAAAUUUUCUCUAAAUCUGAGGAACCAGAGUUUUCAGAAGAAGCAUGCAAAUUGGUCGGACACAAAAUAGAAGAUGAUUCGGAAAUCAAUAAGGGUUUUGAUUCUUAUGAACUGACCAGGAGUUUCGAAGAAACGUUUGUAGAAUGGAAUGUGAGAGCUCCGCUGGAGGUAAUAUACGAAGGAUACGAGGGAGAAGAGGAAGCAGUGGCGAACCAGAAUGAUGAAAAGGAACCAGCUCGGUUGAUUGAAAGGUACCCAUCGUUGUCAUUGUAUUAUCCGGAAUCGGACUCGGACAGUUCGUCGGAGGCAGAUUUAACGGUACCCUGCGAGUGGUUUUCACCGGAGAAGAUGGGAUUCAGGUGGGAAGAGGAAGACAAAGAAGGGUUGAUAGAAAUUGCCCUCGAUAAGAAGGAAUUGGAAUUUCAUGGGGAAGAAGAUAAUUUGAUAGAGAUUGAUAUUUCAACUCCAGGUUAGGUUUAAUUAAUGUUAAUUAGAGAUUAACUAAAGUCUAUAGAGAGAGGUUUUUGGGUUUUGAAAUAUAUUUUUGUUGGGGGAUAUGCUUCACCGUUUUGUAUAUGAAUGCCUAAGCGAUGAACUUGUUAUGAUUAAGGACGUGUAUGAGUUCGUCCAACAAUCCUUUUUAUUGCAUGGAGUUGUAGAGUUAAG
This is a messenger RNA of Rubroshorea leprosula, 1065 nucleotides long. Lineage: Eukaryota; Viridiplantae; Streptophyta; Magnoliopsida; Malvales; Dipterocarpaceae. The record is from the annotation of a GenBank genome assembly.